Molecule: messenger RNA, 1762 nt
Organism: Octodon degus (degu)
Lineage: Eukaryota; Metazoa; Chordata; Mammalia; Rodentia; Octodontidae
Gene: Gbgt1
Product: globoside alpha-1,3-N-acetylgalactosaminyltransferase 1 (FORS blood group)
Exons: 8
Coding region: 226-1269 (347 amino acids)
Biological process (GO): carbohydrate metabolic process
Cellular component (GO): vesicle; Golgi apparatus; membrane
Molecular function (GO): globoside alpha-N-acetylgalactosaminyltransferase activity
Source: RefSeq, a predicted model, not a curated record
GGAAUUUCUGGGGGUGACUGGCUGUCGCGUCGGUCGGAACAUUCCGCCUACGCUCCGCCCAGCUCCGCACCCCGCGGUUCUCCCAGCCCGCAGGGCGGCGCGCACACGCCAGGUGUUGGGAGAGGUGGGAGAGGCAGGCGUGGAGGCUGACAGUCCGCGGAGGACUCACUGGGCUCGGCCCCAGAGCAUCUCUGCUGGUACUCAGCUCGGAAGCAACUUCCAGCGAUGCCCCGCUGGAGACUGGCCCUGGGCCUGGGCUUGUGCCUGCUGGCCAGCACAGGCCUCUGGGCCUUAUGGCAGUACGUCGAGAACUGGCAGCUGGUCUCCCACGUGCCCUACUACCUCCCCUGUCCAGAGAUCUUCAACAUGAAGCUGCAGUACAAGAGGGAGAAGCCGCUGCAGCCCGUGGCACAAUCCCAGUAUCCUCAGCCCAGGCUGGUGCAGCGCAGGCCCACAGAGCUCCUGACACUCACGCCCUGGUUGGCUCCCAUUGUCUCCGAGGGAACCUUCAACCCAGAGCUGCUGAGGCACAUCUACCAGCCGCUGAACCUGAGCAUCGGAGUCACGGUGUUUGCCUUGGGGAAGUACACCCAGUUCGUCCAGCACUUCCUGGAGUCGGCAGAGGAGUUCUUCAUGCACGGCUACCAGGUGCGCUACUACGUCUUCACCAACGACCCCGCAGCCAUUCCUAGGGUCCUGCUGGGCCCCCAACGGCUCCUCGACAUCAUCCCCAUCCACGGUUACACCCACUGGGAGGAGAUCAGCAUGCGCCGCAUGGAGACCAUCAGCCGGCACAUUGCCAAGAGAGCGCACCAGGAGGUGGACUAUCUCUUCUGCCUCGACGUGGACAUGGUGUUCCACAACCCGUGGGGCCCUGAGACCUUGGGGGACCUGGUGGCUGCCAUUCACCCAGGCUACUUCACUGUACCCCGCCAGCAGUUCCCCUACGAGCGCAGGCAUAUUUCCACGGCCUUUGUAGCUGAAAAUGAGGGGGACUUCUAUUAUGGUGGGGCAGUCUUCGGGGGGCGAGUGGCCAACAUGUAUGAGUUCACCAGCGGCUGCCACAUGGCCAUCCUGGCAGACAAAGCCAACGGUGUCAUGGCAGCCUGGCAGGAAGAGAGCCACCUGAACCGCCGCCUCAUCACGCACAAGCCGUCUAAGGUGCUGUCUCCCGAAUACCUCUGGGAUGACCAGAAGCCCCUGCCGCCCAGCCUGAAGCUGAUCCGCUUUUCUACACUAGUCAAGAAUAACAACAGGCUGAGGAACUGACAGUGGGCCUGAGCCACAGUCUAAGCCUUAGACGGAGACCAGCCCCAUCCUGCCUCCCUCUGUGAGAGGCCUGGCAGGACAAGGAGCGUGGAGAGGUGGCCACCAGCUGUAUGGGGCUGCACACCCACAACCGCACUGUGACCUAGCAGGAUGACAAUAGCAGGAGACACAAGGGUAUCCAAGGCAGGACCUGGUGGGCUUGCCCUGGCCCAGGACAUGCGGCCUGCUCAAAGUACCUCAAAUCCUGCUGCUGUCUCUGUUGGUGGCCUGGCGCCCCUGAGGCUGCACUUUGCCCCCCUGUGCACAGCCACCAGGACCCCCUUGCUGCGGGGUAGAGUGGUCCUGGGUACUGUGAUGACUGGGUCUCAGGACCACAGAGCCAGCCUCUGGGAUGGACCCAGCCUAGGUUCCCCUGGCCCCACACUGAAGUCACAACACCUCCUUCAUAACUAUGCCUGAGGUCGUUUUCAAUAAAGGCAGUGUAGGCAACUGU